AUGAGAGGAGUCAACCGGUUGGUGCUCACUGCCUUUGCAGCUUCUCGGAGAGCCAUCCAACCAACAGCAGGUGUCAGAAUACAAGGAAGUCUUAUGGCUCGUGCCUUUUCCAGCAGUGAGCAGCACUACACCAUUGGAUUGACUGGAUCGGGUGGCUUGGUGGGAAAAGCCGUCUUGAAUGAGAUUCGUCAACGGGAAACCCUUCAGGGUAAACCCAUUCGAGUGAUUUGUCUUGUCCGCGGUGACAAGGCAGAAGCACCUACGGGAGGUGACACUUUGGUUUGGAAUCCCACCGGCGCAGCGGCAGACGAUGUCUUGCACCCACAAGCCGUGGCCGAAAUGGAUGCCAUUGUACACUUGUCGGGCGAAAAUGUCAGUACGGGCCUCGGUCCACUGGGAUUUUUAGGCAUUCGGCCGUGGACGGACCAGAAAAAGGCCGAGAUUGUGAACUCCCGAGUGGAAACGACUACGGCACUCUCCAAAGCGGUGGCAGCAGCAGCUGACAACAAGAACAAACCCAAGACGUUCCUGGUAGCUUCGGGGGUUGGCGUAUAUGGUGACAAGUUUAUUGGUGAUAGCUUGGAAGCGGCAGACGAAUCCGCCAAUGUCGAUGGAGUGGAUGGUUUCUUGGCGCACGUGUCUCGUGAAUGGGAAGGAGCCACGGAGGAAGCUGUGAAAUCUGGAAAGCAUCGUGUUGUGAAUAUGAGGUUUGGUGUGGUCAUGUCGAAGAAAGGAGGAGCACUGCAGAAGCUCUAUCCAGUCUUUUUGUUGGGCGGCGGCGGCCGCAUCGGUGGUGGUCAACAAUACUUUUCCUUCAUUAGCGCCCGCGACAUUGCCCGGGCAAUUCUCCACACACUGGAAACUCCAUCGUUGGAAGGGCCGGUCAACUUUUGCGCCCCCCAUCCCUGCACCAAUUUGGAAUUCACCAAAGCUUUGGGAUCGGUUCUGAGGCGACCCACAAUCCUCCCGUUUCCAGGAUUCGCUGUGAAUCUUUUGUUUGGUGAAAUGGGGGAAGAAAUGCUCCUCGGUGGAGUUAGAGUGGUGCCCAGUAAACUGUUGGACAGUGGUUUUGAGUUUCUCCAUCCGACAAUCAACAGUGCAUUACAGAGUGCCAUGGACGAGGAUAUCUAA
Molecule: messenger RNA, 1131 nt
Organism: Seminavis robusta
Lineage: Eukaryota; Bacillariophyta; Bacillariophyceae; Naviculales; Naviculaceae
Source: the annotation of a GenBank genome assembly